Ceratitis capitata (Mediterranean fruit fly) is the source of this 1521-nucleotide messenger RNA. It is a transcript of the gene E(spl)m3-HLH, whose product is annotated as enhancer of split m3 protein. Lineage: Eukaryota; Metazoa; Arthropoda; Insecta; Diptera; Tephritidae. Gene Ontology annotation, cellular component: nucleus. Gene Ontology annotation, molecular function: protein dimerization activity; DNA-binding transcription factor activity, RNA polymerase II-specific; RNA polymerase II cis-regulatory region sequence-specific DNA binding. The transcript has a single exon. Gene Ontology annotation, biological process: regulation of neurogenesis; anterior/posterior pattern specification; regulation of transcription by RNA polymerase II. Bases 172 to 933 code for a protein of 253 amino acids. The record is from RefSeq and is a predicted model, not a curated record.
GUGAACAAGAAACAAGCAUUCAAAACGUCGAAUUCCUCCCAACGGAGCUUUCAUAAACACGGAUAACGAGCGCGUGUUAAUACAACAAAAACAAAGAAAAGAUUUUAUUUAAAUCAAAAUCAUAUUAAAUUAAACAUUUAACCAAAGCACAAAACACAGCAACAAAAAAAAAUGGUCAUGGAAAUGUCUAAAACAUAUCAAUACCGUAAGGUGAUGAAACCACUGCUGGAACGUAAACGACGCGCGCGCAUCAACAAGUGUCUCGACGACCUGAAGGAUCUGAUGGUGGAGUGUUUGCAGCAAGAAGGUGAACAUGUCACACGUCUAGAGAAAGCAGACAUACUCGAGCUAACCGUGGAGCAUAUGCGCAAGCUCAAACAACGCGGCAGCCUAUCGUUGCAGUCACAAGCCAGCGCGCAUAUCGAGUCCUUUCGUUCCGGUUAUGUGCAUGCGGCCGAUCAAAUCUCACAAGUGCUGCUGCAACAGUGUCAGGCCGAUGAAUUGGGUGGUAAAAUAAUGAAAUUCCUUUCGACACGUCUCAUCGAAAUGCAACAUCAAUUAUUGCGCUCGUCUGCUGUCGCAACGGCCGUAAGCACAAUGCCACCAAGCGCCAACGUCAGCCUGCUACCACUACCCUUAACACUUCAAAUGCCAAUGCCGUCGGCAAGUUACAACUACAGCGAAUGCGGUGAAUCGCUGAGUUCACUCGAAUCGCCGAGAAGCGCCAAAUCACCAUUGGAUUAUUACAGCGCUGUUAGUGAGGCGACGCAAAGGACAUAUGCAAGUGCCGUCGCCGCUGCAGCUGCAACGUCAGCCAGCAAGGAGCAGGAUCUCAUCGAUGUAACGACUGUGGAUAGCUGUUCGACGCGCGAUACUGCGUCUGUGGUGUCAGUGGACUCCUGUUCGUCCGACCCGAUGUGGCGUCCUUGGUGACUGGCGCUGUUUUAGUUAAGCAUUUACCUACAUAACCCCUAUAUGUAUGUACAUAGUGAAACCGAAAAACAAUUCAAUUGCAAUUGUAACAAUAUCAACAGAAUCGACUGUCUUCCGCGGCGCAUGUUGAAAAGCGGCGGUGGGCGGGCUUUCAUAAUUGCCACAACCCAAUCGCCGUAACGUGUUGGCCACACACACACACACUUGCACACACACACAUGCAUGCAGUGAGUCUUUGCUUUAUUUGUUGUCUGUGAUAUACUCGUAUGUAUUGUACUAUAUUAAUAUUUGUGUGUAUGUAUGCACGUGUAGUAGUGUUAGUGUAUCCAUUUAGAUUUCUGGAUUUCUGCGCAUUUUGCUUUAUGUAAAAUUUAACUCUUCUAUUUGAAUUAAUUGUUAGCUUUAAUUUGACAUUAAGAGAUUUAGUAUUUAUUUGUAUGUGUCUGUAGGAUAUGAGCAACGCAUUAGUUCCAUAAGUUUUUAACAAUCAAAGGAUGUAAACUUGUAUUCCUCCAAUUGGUAUGUAGCUUUAACGGCGAAUGCCAAGCAAUUCAGUAAACAAAUAUGUCACAUAAUAAAUUUAGAAAA